This is a messenger RNA of Candida tropicalis MYA-3404, 3489 nucleotides long. RefSeq names its product 3'-5' DNA helicase (gene MPH1). The record is from RefSeq and is a predicted model, not a curated record. Bases 1 to 3489 code for a protein of 1162 amino acids. Gene Ontology annotation, biological process: interstrand cross-link repair; double-strand break repair via synthesis-dependent strand annealing; replication fork reversal. Gene Ontology annotation, molecular function: 3'-5' DNA helicase activity; four-way junction DNA binding; four-way junction helicase activity. The transcript has a single exon. NCBI's taxonomy places the organism in Eukaryota, Fungi, Ascomycota, Pichiomycetes, Serinales, Debaryomycetaceae.
AUGCCAGCACAAAAUGAAGAUAUAGACGAUGAUUGGGUUCUAGAAGAUGAUGAUGACCCAGAGUUCCAGGCUAUUUUAUGUGGCAAUCCUCCACCAGCAAUAAACAAUGGUUUACCGCAGAGAACUUUAGAAGGACGUGUAGCCACAGGUCAAACCCCACAAAGAGAUCAGUAUGAAGAGAUACCCGUACCGAAGAAAGUAAAUCUACCUACUCAUCAUGUCAUGGAUUUUGAGAAUUUAAAGACUUAUAUAUACCCAACCAAUUUUGAAAUCCGUGACUACCAAUUCAAUAUAGUUAGAAGAGCAUUUUAUGAUAACGUACUAGUAGCACUACCCACUGGUUUAGGUAAGACAUUCAUUGCUUCCACCGUCAUGUUAAAUUUUCUACGAUGGUUUCCGAAUUCAAAAAUCAUAUUCAUGGCACCAACCAGACCAUUGGUCGCACAACAAAUUAAAGCCUGUUGUUCAAUAACUGGGAUUCCAAGUUCAAAAGUUGCAAUUUUACUAGAUAAAACACGUAAGAAUCGUGCUGAAAUUUGGGAUUCUCGUCAAGUGUUUUUCACUACACCUCAGGUUGUUGAGAAUGAUUUGGUAGCUGGUACAGUUGAUCCAAAAUCAAUUUCUUUGUUGGUCAUUGAUGAAGCGCAUCGAGCCAAGGGAAACUUUGCUUAUAAUAAUGUUGUUAAGUUUUUAGAUAGGUUCACUUUUUCCUACAGAAUAUUGGCGUUGACAGCAACCCCGUCAUCAGAUGUUGAAGGUGUACAAGAGAUUAUCAACAAUUUGAAUAUCUCCAAGGUUGAAGUUCGAACGGAACUGAGUAUUGAUACUGUAAAGUAUAUGAAGAAAAAGAUCAUAGAGAGAAAAACAAUUCCCCCAUCUCCAGAAAUUGAAGAAUGUAUUGAUAUGUUGGCAACUGCAAUUGAACCAGUUUUGAAAACGGCAAAUGAAAGAGGUUUGUUAGAUCUUACUGAUCCCACGAAGAUCAACUUCUUUCAGUGUAAUGAGUUAUCUCGAAAAAUGACAGCCAAUCCAAGUAUCCCUGAAGGUUUGAAGUGGAGUAAUUAUUUUAUAUUGCAGCUUCUAGGAAUUGUUGGUCAGUGUUACCGUAGGUUGAAUAUCUAUGGUAUCCGUUAUUUCUAUGAGUAUUUCCAUGAAAAAUUCACAGAAUUCAAGACUAAAUGGAAUGCAAAAAAGUCGACGAAUAAGCUCAAUGCAGACUUUUACUUUAGUGAUACUAUAACAACGUUAUUGGAAAAAGUUCCUAAAAUGAUUGAGGACUGUGAAUAUAGUCAUCCUAAAAUCGAAGCAUUGAUGAACGAACUUAGUGAUUUUUUUGAGCAUCAUCAAACAGCGGAUUCCAAAGUUAUUAUCUUUACUGAAUUUCGUGGUUCUGCUUUAGAAAUUGUUCAGAGUAUAGAAAAAGCAGGUGAUAAUAGAAAACCACAUAUUUUCAUUGGUCAAGCAAAGGAGAAGGAAAAGUUUGAUGUUGAAAACUUUGGUAAGAAAAAGUCAAAACAGAAAGGAGGCAAGAAACCGAAGAAUGAUGAAAGACCAUCGGGGAGAACAAGUUCAGAAGCGGCGCAGAUUUCAGGGAUGAAUCAAAAGGUGCAAAAGGAGGUUAUCAAGAAGUUCAAAAACGGUGAAUACAACAUAUUAGUUGCUACUUCUAUUGGGGAAGAAGGUUUGGAUAUUGGUGAAGUUGAUUUGAUUAUCUGUUACGAUUCAACAUCUUCUCCUAUUAAGAAUGUCCAAAGAAUGGGUAGAACUGGUCGUAAACGUGAUGGUAAAGUUUUAUUGUUGUUCUCUAGUAACGAAGAAUCUAAAUUUGAUAAAGCCAUGGGAGGAUAUGAGUAUAUUCAACAACGUAUUAUGAAAGGCGAUUUGUUCCAACUUCGACCACAGAAUAGGAUUAUACCCGAGUCAUUCUCACCGGAAGUCGUGAAAACAUUUAUAGAGAUACCAGAGGAGAAUAUUGAGAUAAAAGCAGAAGAUGAUGAAGACCAAAUUAUCAAGAUUGCAACACUGUAUAUGUUGGGCCAAAAAGGGAAAAAAGGUAGGAAGACAACUGCCAAGAAGAGUGCAACAAAGAAAUUCUUUAUGCCUGACGAUGUUGAAACAGGAUUUAGAAGUGUUGCUAGCAUGGUCAGGAAAGUUGGUGAUGACAAGUCACUUGAAGAGCGGAAAAGAGAAAAGACGUUUCUUGAUACGCUUGUGGAUUCAGAUAGUGACAGUAGUGAUGACAACUUUGGUCUGCCAAAGAAAGUUAAGGAGAAGAACCAGCAGACAUGCAUUGAUCUCACAAAUGAAGAUAUAGAUGAUGGAAAUAUUGAAGCAGUCACAACAAGCCUUGGGGACAAGGUACUUUCAGUACUGGAAAAGGAAGGAGAAGGUACAAACGAUGAAGAUAAAGAGUUGGUAGUCAAGAAACCUCCAAAGCGAAAAACUGUGAUGGAUAUAACUGUUCAUUCUGAAAGUGAUGGUGAUGAUAGUGACGUUGGGUUUGUAAAACCAAAAUCUUCGUUAUUAAUGGAUAAUCUGAAUAUUAAAGCUGUUAAAAGAAAAAAUGAUCCAGUUAUUAGGGAUGACGAUGAUGAGAGUGAUUUCAAGUUUAGCAGUGAUGAUGAGAAGGAUGUUCAGAUGGUGGAACGUCAAUCUGAUCCAGUAGUAAGCAAGAGUUUAGGAGUGAAGAAAAGAAAACCUAUGGUUCAAAUGCCAGUUGUUGAAGAGUUGCCAAAUGCUGUUUCUCGACACGAACCAACUAUUGACAGACCAUCACUUUCCAAAACGACUUUGGCUGCACCAGUGAAUCAAGUGCCAGAAACCAGAAAAUCUUUGGGUAUCAAAAGAUCUCGUCCGUUAAGUAUUAUUGAUCAGUUGAAGAAGCAAAAGCUGAAGUCCUGGAGUCCAACCAUAAAUGCGCUAUCCUCAGAGACUGAAUAUUCUACAACUGCAAGAAGCAAUGGAGCAACAUCAUCUUCAACCGGUUCAAGUAAAAGUGAUCCAAUAGCUAAAGCGUCGGUAAAUGGAACCUCCAACACUCCUAAACAAAACAACAGUUUCACCAAUAGUAUUUGUUUAGACACUGAUGACGAGAGUGAAGACGAUAAAAUAUUUGAUGAUGGUUUAGAUGAUGUACUUGGACAUAUCAGUUCGAGUACAGAACCCAAAGUCGAUACCAGUGUGAUUUUUGAGCCUAAUCAUGAUGAUGAGAAUGAAGGUUUUUUGACUAAUCUGCAGCUGGGAGACUUGUACACUAACUAUUAUAUGAUCCUUGAUCCUAGUGAACAAGUACAGUUUUAUGAUCCAGUUGAAGGAUUUUCAACCAAUGAAGAAUCGAACGUGGUAGAAGCCAAAGCUGGGGGUAAAAUAUCUCAUAGUGUAAAAACAGAAAGAUUACUUAAAGUAUUCAACUCGAAGGUAGAUCAUCGAUUGAAGAAGCUACCUCAACUGGAACAGGACAUAGAUUUAUCAUUUAUAGUACAGAAAUGA